UUUCGCAGUACCCGUACUUUACGCAAACAGCUUGUUUGGUUGUUUGACAAUAGAGUUGAUAUCAAGCAAAUCUCCGUUUUUUUCCACGAUUUAAUCGCGAAAACGUUAUUUCUUGUAAUCAGACGAAGAACCUAAUCAAUUAUCACCAUUCCGUUAUCAAGAAUCGCAAUUGCAUCCUUUAGCAUGAAAAUGCCCAGCAAUCAAUCAUCUGAGAACGGCCUUUACGACUAUGAAGACACCACCUACAUUUCGGAAAGCAUAGAAAAUAAUGGAGUUGAGGAAUUCAACGCUUCAGCGGAGGAUGACUUUUCCGAAUAUCUGUGGAUGGAAAACGAAGAGGAGUUCGACAAAGAGGUCAUGCAAAGGCUUGAGGAAGAAGCCCUUAUGGAAGAAUGCAUUGAGGCUAUGCUAGCAGACGAAAACAGUGAAGUCUCCUCAAAUCAUGUUAACGGGGUUGAUGAUAACAACGAAAUAUCGAACAUGAUCAACAAUCUAAAGUUGGAUUGCCCUGAAGUUGUUAAGGAAAGCAAUCUCAACCCGCUAGCUGCGGAGUUUAUACCUGGGGGAUCCCCUACAGCUGUGGAAACCGUAACCGGUUCGUCUUAAGUCGCUCGAUAUUGCAUAUUGUCCUGGAAUCUCACAUGUACAUAUUUGAAAAAAAUAGUAUUUUUUUAUUACUUGCAUCAUUACUUUCUCCAUGGAGAUUAUUUAUUUAUCAGUUGUAAAUUUCGGUAAUUUGUGAGAUUUAUAAGCUCUUCAUGUAAAGAUUUUUUGUGAACUAGGUAUACUGUAUAAUUGAGGAUUUUUACAAUUCUUCUUUAAAGCGUAACGAUCUCAUUGUCAAGCGUUAUAAAGGAGUGUCCAACACUUUGUGUGAUUAGAGCAGCUUUAAUAACCCUCCUCUUUAGUUGCUGCAACAUUGUAAAUUCAGUAGAUACUUGAUUUCGUUGGUGUAUAAAAUCUACAAAAAAAUCCUUUGUAAAAUCAUUUUUUAUGUAAUUUAAACUUAAAAAACUCUGUUCUCGCAACAAUCUCAAAUUAUACACAACCUUCACGUGGUUAUGUAGUGAUAAUAAGGCUGUGCGAGUACACAAAAAAAUACUUUUGUACCUCUUAGCUAUCAUAUCCGUGUUUUUGCUCUCUUCUGUUCAAGAGUUCUUAUUUUAAACAAUAACUUGCGUUGGUGCGAAAUACUUUGUUUGUAUGGUUAAAUUAUAAAAAAAAUAAACUUGACCUCAUGUCA
Molecule: messenger RNA, 1243 nt
Organism: Tribolium castaneum (red flour beetle)
Lineage: Eukaryota; Metazoa; Arthropoda; Insecta; Coleoptera; Tenebrionidae
Gene: Paip2
Product: polyA-binding protein interacting protein 2
Exons: 4
Coding region: 184-606 (140 amino acids)
Biological process (GO): negative regulation of translational initiation
Cellular component (GO): cytoplasm
Molecular function (GO): mRNA regulatory element binding translation repressor activity
Source: RefSeq, a predicted model, not a curated record